AUGAGCCAAAAACUUGACGAUAUUUGGGCGUCUAGCGAUGAAGACGAUGUCGCAUACGAUCGUGACAUUGCGAAACGGGAAUGGGAGAAACUGAACACCAACCACGGGAAUGAAGGAUAUAAAGAGGGGAUCACAGAAGGCAAGGAAGUGUUAAUGCAACAAGGCUUUGAUCGAGGAUACAGUGAAGGCAUUGAAUUGGGGAAAGCAUUUGGACGGUUGCGAGGCAAAGUGAGCACGUAUAUGACAUUUUAUCGAGACAUUCUCCAAGAUGAACAAAGUCUAUCCCAAUUACAAGAACUAUAUGAUGAACUAUGCAAGGUCGAUGUACAACAUGUCUUCACCACUGACUACUUUAAGGAUAUCGGCAAUCAUGAUCCAAAAGAAGCACUGGCACGUUGGGAAGCCAAAGUUCAGGACGCAUUGAAGGACUUGAAGUAG
Messenger RNA from Lichtheimia ornata, 438 nucleotides. RefSeq lists its product as uncharacterized. NCBI's taxonomy places the organism in Eukaryota, Fungi, Mucoromycota, Mucoromycetes, Mucorales, Lichtheimiaceae. Bases 1 to 438 code for a protein of 145 amino acids. The transcript is spliced from 3 exons. The record is from RefSeq and is a predicted model, not a curated record.